AGACAUAAAAAAAAGUGUCGAGACAAAAAAUCAAUAGGUGUCCUUUCUCUUCCUAACAUGGCUCUCUCAUAAAGACUCAGUUUUUCUUGCCGACAACACCAUAAAACAGUGAUUAGAGGCAUGAAAGAAAGCUUAGAAAGGGUUUGAAAAUGGGAAGCACAAACCCCUUCAAUGAUAAUCUUUCCUCCUUCAAUAAGAAAUUUUUUCAUUUAACUCUUUAUUCAUUGCUUCCCAUAUCCCUUCUUUGUAUAUACUUGAUCCUUUUGUCCCUUACUCCUUUUGCACCAACUAAGCUUCUUCAUUCUACCACCAUUUCCACCUACCACUAUUCAUCUACUUACUCUUCUCCUCCUUCAACUUCUUUUGUAGGGAAGAACAAGGUUUAUGAUCAUGAGAAAUCAUGUGACUAUUCAAAUGGAGAUUGGGUUAGUGACAUGAGAGGCCCUUUAUACAAUGUCACCACAUGUGGUACAAUCAAAGAAAGUGAGAGAUGCAUCACAAAUGGUAGACCUGAUUUAGGUUAUCUUUAUUGGAGAUGGAAGCCAAGUGAGUGUAAUCUACCAAGGUUUGAACCAAACACUUUCCUCAAUCUCAUUAAGAACAAACAUAUAGCUUUUGUUGGAGAUUCUUUGGCUAGGAACCAAUUAGAGUCACUUCUUUGCAUGUUAUCGACUACUUCAACACCUAACCUUGUUUACCAAGAUGGCAAGUCCAAUAAAUUUCGUAAGUGGCACUUUCCUUCUCAUAAUGCUACCUUUUCUUUGUAUUGGUCCCCAUUUCUAGUGCAUGGUGUUGAAAGAUCAAAUGAAGGGAAUUAUUAUAAUACAAUGUUUUUGGAUCUUGUCAAUGAGAGGUGGGCAAAGGAUAUUGAUCAAAUGGACAUGAUUGUUGUAUCAACUGGCCAUUGGUUUUUGCUUCCUUCAAUUUACUAUGAGAGUGAUUUAGUUCUUGGUAGCUUGAAUUGUCCUGAGUUUAAUCAUACUCAAAUUGAUUUUUAUGUUCCAUUAAGAAAGGCUUUGAGGACUACCCUUAAUAGUAUAAUUGAGAGGAAAGUUGCUAAAGGAAAUAGAAUAGAUGUGAUUGUUAAAACAUUUUCACCUGCUCAUUUUGAAGGUGAUUGGGAUAAGGCUGGUACUUGUUCAAAGACUAAGCCUUAUAGAAAAGAGGAGAAGAUAGUUGGAGGAAUGGAUGGUGAGAUUAGAAGGAUUGAGAUAGAAGAAGUGGAAAGUGCCAAGACAAAAGCUAAUAAAUUUGAAGGUAUUAGAAUUGAGGUGUUGGAUGUAACUAAAUUGGCAUUAUUGAGACCAGAUGGUCAUCCAGGUCCUUACAUGAAUCCUUUUCCAUUUGCAAAUGGAGUUCCAAAAUAUGUACAAAAUGAUUGUGUUCAUUGGUGCUUGCCAGGACCUAUAGAUACUUGGAAUGAGAUUUUUGUAGAGAUGAUGAAGAGGUGGGAGUAACAUCCACAUAGAGAAGGGUGAUGCAUUUGUCAUUUAUACUUAUUAUAACUUUCUUUUAUUUAAAUAUUGCACUCAUUCAUGUGAUGUAUAUUGCAUUAUAAAUAAAAGAGAAUAUUUUUUAAUUUGGAGAUUUCAAUGGAAGAA
Messenger RNA from Medicago truncatula (barrel medic), 1601 nucleotides. RefSeq names its product protein ALTERED XYLOGLUCAN 4. Bases 150 to 1457 code for a protein of 435 amino acids. Gene Ontology annotation, cellular component: Golgi apparatus. The record is from RefSeq and is a predicted model, not a curated record. Gene Ontology annotation, molecular function: O-acetyltransferase activity. NCBI's taxonomy places the organism in Eukaryota, Viridiplantae, Streptophyta, Magnoliopsida, Fabales, Fabaceae. The transcript has 2 exons.